Molecule: messenger RNA, 558 nt
Organism: Cylicostephanus goldi
Lineage: Eukaryota; Metazoa; Nematoda; Chromadorea; Rhabditida; Strongylidae
Source: the annotation of a GenBank genome assembly
AUGGCAUGUCAUGACCAAUUGUUGGCAGUACUAGAUCAUUCUGUUCAUUCUGCUAAAUGGUCGAUUGCAGGAAACAUCAUGGCAGCCUCAAUAAAGAUUAAAAAAACGUUGAUGAAGUCUGUAAAGUCAUCAAUUGCAAAAAAGCCGGAUUCGCCUGCUGACAACUUGUCACCUACUCAAUACGAUGAAGUGGAGAAAGAUGACGAAGAAAAGCAAGAAGAUGAGAAGAAGGCAUUGGAGGAAGAACGUGAGAGGGAAUUUGCACAGGCUAAGAAGGACUGCGAGAAAGCGCGUGCGAUGGAACGUGAGUACACACUCUUCGAGAAGACAGCUGCUCCAACUCGUCCGGCGUUGGUCGUAGAACCUCCCUUGAACAUUACUUGUCAUGGAAAGCCAAUAAAUGCUUCAGUUGUUAGAAGAUCUGGUGACUCACGCGUAGAAAGUAUGCCGAUGAACAGUAUUUCACAGCAGACUACUCUUUUCUUCGUAGGAAUCGAUAAAAGCCCAAACAGAGAUCUGUCAUUAGUCGUUGACAGCAAUGCUGGUGCUCAAAGUUGA